AUGGCUCCCGGGAAAGUUGCCGCCGACUUCAAUGAGAUGAUCAACAAGAAUCGUCAGAAACGCAAAAAUGAAGCGCUCGCGGAGCAGAUAUUCAGCAAGAACCGGAGAGCGAGCGCGCCUGGUGCUGGAGUCGCCAGCCGCAAACCAACCGCCGUUCCUUCACUUGCUAGCAGAAUCGGUGUCGGAAAGCGGAACCUUUCAACGUCAAUGAAGAACCCCAAGAAACCAGCAGCUCGACCAUCAGCUGGCAACGUAAAUGCAGAAUGGACACACGAUCUUCACAGCCUGAACAACGUCCCAGGACCUAAUGUACCCCGUGGACCAAAGGCCGGACGGGCAAACCGCAAAGAGCUGCUUUCCUCCGUGCUCAACGGCUCUGCUUCAUCACCCGCUCUCAACAGUCAAUUCAAUAUCAUGGGCGCUUCAAAACCGGGAAUAUCUAUCCGCGGAGUCGCAGGCCCGUAUAUUGUCGUUGCCAAGAAUCUUGCGCCUGGAACGACAGUCGCGGAUAUCGAGAGCGCAACGGCGCAAUUUGGCGGGGCUGUGCUGGCAUGUAAGAUCAUCACAGAGAAACCAAAAGUGAUUGCGGAAGUCGAGUUCGAGACGAGAGAAGGCGCCGAGAAUGUCGUUGACACUCUCAAUAACCAAAACGCUGAUGGAAACAUACUCCAUGUUUACCAUAAAAUUGGCGCUGUUAAGAGCAUCAGAUCAACCCCAUCAACCCCCCAAGGUCCACGAGCAGACCUUAUUAACGAGGAUACUCGAUCUGCCUAUGCUGGUUCAGAUAGAUACACGCCACGAGAGCGCCGACAAAACGACAGGGAAGAUAUAAUGGAUGGCUCAUACGGCUUCGACAAUCGUAUGGAGACAGAUGACGAUAAUUACAGCAACGGACGAGACCGAGGGUCGUUGUACAGCGACAAUAUCGUCGGCAACCGUGGACGAGGCGGCGGCGAUAACCAGGAUAGACGGGAUAGGGGCCGUGGUAACGGAUACAGAUGA
Venustampulla echinocandica is the source of this 1002-nucleotide messenger RNA. RefSeq names its product RNA-binding, RBD. Bases 1 to 1002 code for a protein of 333 amino acids. Gene Ontology annotation, molecular function: RNA binding. The transcript is spliced from 4 exons. Lineage: Eukaryota; Fungi; Ascomycota; Leotiomycetes; Helotiales; Pleuroascaceae. The record is from RefSeq and is a predicted model, not a curated record.